AUGGAAUCUAAUUUCAAAAAAGGGACAAAUAUUUUACAACAGCCACCCGUUAUCCCGCCAAAGGUAGUUGUGGACUCAAGAACUCAAACAGUAACAACAGAACCGGAUAAGAAGGGUCCGCAGAAGACCGAAGGCACCGCCGAUGCAAAAAAAGACGCUAAAUCGGGUAAGCCGGAUGAAACAGGUCCGGAAUGGGGACCAUUCGGGAAGCAAGAGGUACCGAAACAAAAACCCUGGGUAUUCGAGGGUGAAGCAAGAUAUCCACCAAAUUUCUACACGGCAGAACAUCUUUCGAGAACCAAUCAUUGA
Molecule: messenger RNA, 309 nt
Organism: Gongylonema pulchrum
Lineage: Eukaryota; Metazoa; Nematoda; Chromadorea; Rhabditida; Gongylonematidae
Source: the annotation of a GenBank genome assembly